Molecule: messenger RNA, 2130 nt
Organism: Penicillium malachiteum
Lineage: Eukaryota; Fungi; Ascomycota; Eurotiomycetes; Eurotiales; Aspergillaceae
Exons: 2
Coding region: 1-2130 (709 amino acids)
Biological process (GO): DNA-templated transcription; regulation of DNA-templated transcription
Molecular function (GO): DNA binding; zinc ion binding; DNA-binding transcription factor activity, RNA polymerase II-specific
Source: RefSeq, a predicted model, not a curated record
AUGGGUCGGGUUGAAAAGAAUUUGUCCCGAUCAACCCGGUCACGCCCGGUCUCUUGUCUGUUUUGUCGAUCGCGGAAGUUGAGGUGCAGUCGGCAGUUCCCUUGUCCCAAUUGCACUAGUCGCGGUCUUGCGUGCCAGCUUGGUGGUCCAGCCCCUUCUUCUGCUGGAAGCAUCGAGGGUUCACCUGAAGCCCCACCUGAUACCUUCAGGCAAGAUGUCUUGGAACGCUUACGCCGGCUGGAGGAGAUCGUGGCUGAGAAAAGGAAACCACCAAACAUUGUGGAUGAACAAACAUCACAAGAACAACCUCUUCGGCCUUGGCAAAAAGGCAAUCCCCCUUCAGCAUCUGUGAAAGGACCUCAAGAUUCAGAUAUCGAUGUGGAUUGGCUGGAAGGAGAGGUUACAUACUCUAUCCCGACGGACUCACUUGUCGCUUAUGAUAUAGAGUUCAAAACAUGCUCAAUUAAGAAGGCUGCCCAUGCUGCUUCCGUCUUCGAAAAGAGGCACAAUUCGGCUGUUGCAACUAGAUGUGUUUGGUUGCCCUUUCAUGAUGAGGCUAAAGAAAUUGUCAACAAAUAUCUGACGGACAUCACAUAUAUUCACCAUGUGGUGCACAUACCAUCAGUGAAAUCAAGUGUGGAUGAUCUAUACCGGGGCUUAUCUACAGGUGAUCCGGGUUCAAUAAAGUUGGGACAUGUUGCAUUGCUCCUUGCAAUUCUAGCGAGCACUACUUUUUUCUGGACUGAACUGGAUAUGAACUCGCCAUUAUUUUCCUCGGUCGCGGAGGCAAAUGAACAAGCAGCUCUGUGGUUGAAGAUUUCUCUUGACGUGCUUGAGUACUCUCGUCGCAAGGCAUUGGACUCACUCGAGGAUGUACAGGCAAUGAUAAUUGUUGGCUUUAUGGUCACCAACCUGGUUGGUGUCGCAUCGCAAGCGUGGUAUGUAUUCUCAAAUGCCAUAGCCGUCGCACGUCGAUUAAGUUUACAUCGUAUCGAUCAUCCCCGACAUGGCACAAUUGAUGGCUCCCACCCAGGCUCGAUUCAAGCGGAAAUAGGUCGGAGGGUAUGGUGGUAUUUAGUCGCGACAGAUUGGCAAUUCUCCCAAUACGCAGGCCCACAAAAAGGGACAUAUUCCAUCAACCCAAAGCACAUGGCUACCAAGAAGCCUCUCAAUGCAAAUGAUGAAGAUCUUGUGGACGGAGCCACUUAUGUGAACAAGCCGAUGGACCGACCAACAUCGAUGUCAUAUUCUCUUCAACGAAUUCAAUUAGCAGAACUUUGCCGGGAGGUAACUGAUAGAAUUCCCUUCGCAGAAUCGUGCUAUGAAACCUCCAAUUAUCAACAUAUACGGGACGUCGACGCGCAGAUCUGCAAAAUCAUCAACGAAAUGCCUUCGUUCUUUUCUCUUGAUAAUAGCUCAGAGAAAGUUGCUUCGGAUAACCCACAGACCCCACCUGGAAUCAUCAUCCAGCGCUAUGUAAUCAACUCUUUGCUUCAUGCUCAAAGAUGUAGGCUCCAUCUACCCUACUUGUCUCGAGCAGCCGUAGAAUCCGAGGACGAUUUCUCAAGAGAGGCAUGUUUACAAGCUGCGCGGAUGGUUAUACGGAUGGAGAGACUGCUAGCAACGGAGCGUAUCCCUUUUGUGAUCGCAAGAUUAAGAUUCUCGGGAGUACUACAUUGCGUGUGUAUGGCAAUCAUCGUCUUACUGAUGGAUGUCUGCCUUAACAAAAGCAUUCGGCCCGAAGAUGACCAACAACGACGGGCGGAGAUUUACAAUGCAUUCAGCGUACUGGAAGAAGCCAAGGGCCAGUCUCCAUUUGCCGAGAAGAUCUUAGAGUCAUUUUACGCAGUCCUUUGGCGACACAAAGCCCCCAUUCCAGGCGUUAGUGGCAAGACAGUGGUCCGAGCCGAAAAUGACGGCGAGCACCCACCCUCUGAGUCGAUCACGGAUUCUACAACGUCAAUAAAUAUCCCGAUUGAGUGUAACGAAAAUGGCCCAUGGGAUCCGACUCUUCCGACAUUUGAUGAUCUUUGGCAACAAUUUGAUAACAGUGUGGACCCUAGUGCUUCCUUCGACUGGACUUCUCUGUUCGCAGAGUUGGAUGCACCUUUCGUUUCGAUCUCGAGGUGA